Fusarium venenatum is the source of this 825-nucleotide messenger RNA. RefSeq lists its product as uncharacterized. The record is from RefSeq and is a predicted model, not a curated record. Lineage: Eukaryota; Fungi; Ascomycota; Sordariomycetes; Hypocreales; Nectriaceae.
AUGUCUGACAGCUACGGAGGCAACGACAGCUACGGCUCCAGCCGUCGCGACAAUGAUAACGACAACUCCUACGGCUCCAGCCGCCGUGACAAUGAUAACGACAACUCCUACGGCUCUGGCAACAACGACAGCUACGGUUCCAGCCGUCGUGACGACGACAACGACAACUCCUACGGCUCCUCUCGCCGUGACAACAACGAGAGCUCGUACGGAUCUGGCAACACUGGUAUUGGUGGCAACGCCAGCUAUGGCUCAUCCGACAGAGACAACAACGACAGCUACGGCUCCAGCAACAAGGACUCCUACGGCUCCAGCAACAAGGACUCCUACGGCUCCAGCAACAAGGACUCCUACGGCUCCAGCCGCAACGACAACGACAACUCCUAUGGCUCUGGCACCGGCGCUGGCGCUGGCCUCGGAGGUGGAAACACCACCUAUGGCUCUCGUGACAACGACAAUGACAACAGCUUUGGCUCUAGCCGUCGGGACAAUGACAACGACAACUCUUACGGCUCUAGCAACCGUGACAACAACGACUCCUAUGGCUCCAGCAACACAUACGGCUCUUCCGGUAACAAUGACUCCUACGGCUCCAGCCGCAAGGACAACGACUCGUUUGGAACUGGCAACACAUAUGGCUCUUCCAGUGGUAACACAUACGACUCCGAACGUGUUAAAAACGACGACGGUUCUUACGGACAGAGUAACCCUGCCUACGGUGACGAUGACAACAACAAGAAGUCUGGUGGCUUCAUGGACAAGAUCAAGGACAAGGUUGAGGAGAAGGUCAAGGGACACAAGAACCGUGACGAUAACGACUACUAA